Molecule: messenger RNA, 9237 nt
Organism: Rotaria sp. Silwood1
Lineage: Eukaryota; Metazoa; Rotifera; Eurotatoria; Philodinida; Philodinidae
Source: the annotation of a GenBank genome assembly
AUGGAAUAUUCAACGCAUGUAUUUAUCCAACAAACACCAAUAACAGAACAAAAUUUUGAAUUAAAACUUCAAGAUAUAUCUGAUCAAAUAACAACCAAUGGUUGUGUGUGUCCAAGUGUAUUUUCAUCAUUUACAAAUCUUGUAGUACAACAAGCAGUUGUUUCAUCACGACAUAUUGCUUUUUUACUUCAAGAUGGACGUAUUUGUCGGGUAUCAUUUCGUGUUCAAGCUGAUAAAAUUGAACCAAUACCAACAGAAACAACGAAAAGUAAACCAAAACAUAUAACACCUCAAACAAUACGUCCUCAAUCUCGUCAAUCGAUUCAACGUUCAAGUAAUUUUGAUCGUCCAAGUUUUGAAAAUCUUGUUUUAUCCUCAUCAAAUCCAUCUAUAGCUGCACAUAAUGCUGCAGCUGCUGUUGCUAAUACAACAAAUUCAACAAAUCCAAGUGGACAAGUUGAUUUAUUACCACAAUUACAAGCUGGUUAUCCAUUAAGUCGACAACGACAUCAUUUAAUACGAACAGCACGAGGACGAACAGGUAUUAUAUUUGGUUCAAGACCUUUAAUACCAGCAUCAAGUGUUCCUGAAGAAUUAAUUGAACAAGUUCAAGUUGUUCUUCAAGGAAAAUCAAGAAAUGUUAUUUUAAGAGAAUUACAAAGAACGAAUUUAGAUGUAAAUAUGGCUGUCAAUAAUCUACUCGCACGUGAUGACGAAGGUGAUGAAGAUCUUGAUGAUGAUUAUGUCGGAGCUGAUCUCAUCUCCUUACUUGAUGUUAAUCCACAUAAUGAACAUCCAGGAAUAAUACUUGAAUCAGAAUUUUUCGACGAAGCUGAUUUUGCUUUACGUUAUAGUAAUAUACAGCGUCGAGUUGUUUCUGCUAGAAUUGGAAAUGUUGCAAAUAAUCCAUCUGCUCCAACCGUUGCAUCAUCCGCAUCUGCUGCCAUAAGUUCCUCCUUAGGUGAUCAAUCUAAUGUCACGAAUUCAAGUUCAACAAAUCCUCCAUCAACAACAAAUUCAUCAACAGUUGUAACAUCAUCUACAAGUUCAAAUCCAUCAUCAACAGCAACAACAUCAUCAAAUCCAACUGAACGUGAUCGUAAACGUAAUCGUUAUGAUCCACGUUGGCUUGAUGGUUCAUUACGUGAAGAAUUAUUUGGUCGUAUUGAUCGUGAAUUAAAACCUGAUGAUUUAUCUAUCGUUAAAGAUAAUACAUCAACAAAAACAUCAUCUAUUCGUAAAGAUCAAAAUUCAUCAUCAUCAUCACAAUCGAAUCUACCAACAUAUCAACAACAAACUUCUGCACCAGCAUCAAUAACAUCAUCAUCAUCAUCAUCAUCAUCAAUACAAAAUCCAAUUAUAUUUGGUGAUCAAUUACAAUUUUGGACUGAACAAAAUAAUGAAAAUUCCUAUCCACGUUUUACACAUAUAGCAUGUCUUUAUUCAGAAUUAAUUGCCAUUAAUAUUAAUGGACAAUUAUGUCAAUGGAAUUGGCAAGAUGAAUAUCCAUAUCAAGAUCCUGAUAAUUUACAAAUAAAACAUCCAAAAACAAUUUUAUUACAGUUAUUUAAUGAAAAAAUAAUUAAUCUAUCAGCUAAUAUAAUACGUGCAUCAAUAUUAACUGAAACAAAUCGUAUAGCAACAUGGAUCGAUGAAUCAUUAGGUUCCCAAGUUAAUUUUAAAUUUCAACAUACAUUACAAGAACUUUCAUCAACAAUACCAUUACAUAUUGUUGAUAUUCAAACAUCACCAUUAUUUACAGUUAUAAGAACAGAUACAAAUGAUUUAUAUUGGUAUGGUUUAUUACCAAAUAAACCACGUAAAAAAUUACUUGAACGUUUAAAAGAAAAAACACGUAAAAAUCGUACAAAUAAUUCAACACAACAACAACAGCAGCAACAACAACAACAACAACAGCAAAUAAUUACAAUUGGUUCAUCUGUUUGUUUAAUAUCAAAUCCAUAUUAUAAUCAAGGUGCAUUAGCUUUUUAUAUACGUGAUGGACAACCGAAAUUAGGACAAUUAAUGGAACAAGCAUGGAUGUUAUCUAAUACAGCACGUUUUCGUAUAAAAAUUCCUGAAUUAAUAACAAAUAAAAAUAAAGAAGAUGAUAAAAGUUCAUUAGAAAUGCCACCACCACCAUCACCAGCAUCAUCAACAUGUAGUGUAGAUUCCAAUACAAGUUUUGCAUCAUCAUUAAAACGUAAAAAACAUAAUAAUACAACAACAACAACAACAACAACAACAACGACAACAACUACAAGUGCAACUAAUGGUUCAAAUCCAUUUUUAAUGACAAUUAACGAUAGUGAUUCAAAUGAACAACAACAGCAUAGUAAAAUUAAAGAUGAAGAAUAUUGGCCAUUAGAUGAAGUUGUUUUUAUUGAAGAUUGUAAAGUAGCACCUAUUGGAAAAGUUGUUAAAAUUGAUGGAUCACUUGUACUUGUAAAAUUUCCAUCAAAAACUAAUAAUAAUAAUAAUAAUGAUACGAAUGAAACAAAUAUUGAUAUGAAUAAUCUUGAAAAUUGUAGAAUUCUUCGAAAAGAUGAUUUACAAAUUGUCAAAGGAAAUACAAUACCGAAAACUCCUGAUUGUACUCUAUCAAUAAAUAAUGCAAAACGAAUCGCAUUAGAACAUGGAAAAUUACUAACAUAUUCCGUUGAUAAAGAUUAUCUUCAUACAUUACAAAUCCGUGAUUCAAGUAUUUACUAUAUUAUGUAUGAAGUUGGAAGUAAUAAUGGUUUAUGUCGUUCAAUACGUCAAAAUAUAUUACCAUUAAUAAAUAAUCGUCAAUCAUUAGUAUCAUUUCUUGGUGGUAAUCCAAAUUCUAUACGUUUAUUAACAUUAAAUUCAAUAGAUAUUCCACGUAUAUUAAUUGAUGGUAAUCAUUUACUUUAUCCAUUUAUUUAUAAUCAAGAUAGUACAAAUUUAAAAGAACCUCAAUGGAAAAAUUUAUUAGGAAUAAAUUAUUUAUCUCAAGGAAUAGUUCCAUUAAAAAAUGCUGAUCAUUUAAAUAAAAAUCAUAUUAUAUUAAAUAUAAUGCAAAUACAAAAAGGUAUAUUAAUACCACAUAUACUUCGUUAUGAUAUUGAUAAAAUACGUUCAAUAUUAAAUGAUAUUGAAAUAAAUAAAAAUCGUGAUCUAUUAAAAUUAAUCUUAGAUGAACGUAUAGAUGGUUUUAGAAAUUUAUUUCAUGCAUGUGUUCAUAUAGCAACACCAUUAAAUAAUAAAGAAUAUUCAAUUAAUGAUGAACAAAUUCAAAAUGAAACAAAUAAUAAUCUUAAACGUAUUUCAUUUGCUAUUGAUCUUCUUCAUUCACAAACUAAUACAGAUCAUAAUUAUGGUGAAAGAACAACAACAACAUCAACAACUAAUACAUGGUCAAAUGAAUCUUCAACUACAGAUGCUCAACCACCAACAUCACCGACAAUGCCACCUGGAACUGCACCAAAUCUAUAUAGAAGUUUAUCUACGGGUGCACCAUCAACCAAUUCUGGUUCAUUAUCUCCAUCAUAUAAUCCAACAAGUUUAUCAUCAAAAAUUCAACAAAUUCAAUAUCUUCAAAAUCAAUUAUAUCAACAACCAACACGUACAACUCGUUCGAAUUCAAAUGAUUUUCCUGUAUGGUCAUCAUGUAAAUAUGAUGAACGUGAAAAACGUAUUCGUGCAAUAAAAAUUCUUCGUUUAUUACUUGAUUAUUCAUUAUUUCAAGAAUAUCUAUUAUCAUUAUUAAGUUUUCGUAAUCUUGAAGGUCAGACACCAUUUAUGUCAGCUGUUAAUUCACGUGCAUAUCAUUGUGCUUUAAUACUUUUUGAAUAUGCACUUAAAAUUUCUAAACGUGAAUCAUCUAAUGAUCAACAAACAUCAUCAGUACAGUUUUAUUUUGAAUCACCAACAAUAGUAAAUGAUUUAAAACAAUCUGAAAAUCUUCUACUUCGAAUGAUUUAUCCAUUGACAUCAACAAAUUCAGAUUAUUCACCAUUAUAUACAAUAUGUACAAAUGAUACAUGUUCAUUUACAUGGACCGGUGAAGAACAUAUAAGUCAAGCUAUAUUUGAAUGUAAAACAUGUGGUCUAUCAGGAACAUUAUGUUGUUGUAGUGAAUGUGCUCAAACAUGUCAUAAAGGACAUGAUUGUCGUUUAAAACGUACAUCACCAACAGCUUAUUGUGAUUGUUGGGAAGUAUGUAAAUGUAAAUCAUUAAUAGCUGGUGAUCAACAAAAACGUUUAGAAUUAUUUAAAUUAUUAUUAAAUCAAACAAAUCUUGUUCAAAUACAAAAUUCACGUUAUGAAAAUAUACUUCUAUAUUUAGUACAAACUGUUGGUAGACAAAUUAUUGAACAACAACAAUUUCCACGAACAUCAACAGCUGCAUUAUUACAACAACAUGCAAGAAAAUCACGUGAACAAUUAACAAAUACAUCAUCAAGUAGUGGAACUAAAAAAUUACAACAUCAAAAUUCAUCAUCAGGAGCAACAACAAAUAAUAAUACUACUACUACUAAUAAUAAUAAUAAUAAUUCGAAUUCUACAAAUCAAAUGGAUUUAGAUUCAAAUAAUACUAUUCCUGAUCAUCAUUUAGAACCACCACAAUUCUGUCGUCGUGCUCUUGAACUUAUUCUAGCUGAUUGGGCUGGUGUAAAAUCAAUGCUUUUAUGUGGAUGUCCAGAUAAUAUAGAUCCAACAAUAAUGAAUCCAAAAGAAAUAUCACCAAUUGUUUCAACAUGUCCACCAAUAAUGUCAACAUAUGAUAAUGAACAUAUAUUUUCAUUAGAUCAACAACAACAAACAAGUCAAUUAGAUCGUUUUACUUAUUUUCUUCUUGCUAAAUGUAAUACAAUAAAACAAACAAAUUCAACAACAACAACAACAGCAACGAAAAACUCUUCAACAACAACAUCAAAUGAUCUUCUUGAUAUUCUAUUAAAUACAUUAAUACGUGAAAUGUCAAAUCCUACACAUCGUGAAAUGGCUCGUUUUGUCACAGCACGUUUUGUACGUAGUGUUAUACGUUUAUUUAUAAUAUUAAGUCUUGAAUCAUUACCGGAUAAAAAUUCUUCAACAUCAAACCAAACAUUACCAUCAAGUACAACAAUAAAACGUAUAUCAGCAACAACUGUAACAGGUGCAACUAUAACAACAAGUUCAAAUUUAUCAUCAUCAUCAACACCUAAUGGACCACAAUCAAUUUUAUUUCAAUGUAAACGUAUAUUUCAAACAUUAACAAUAAUAUCAAUAAAUGCACUUGUUCAUACAGCUGAUUUAUUACUUGCACCUGUUCGUCAUGGUAUAGCUAAACCAACAGCUAUGUUUAAUUUAUUAUCCUCACAUACAGAUAUAUUACAAGGUCUUGAAGAAGUAUUUAAUAUUGAUUCUGAAUAUUAUCGUGCAUAUCAAGAAAGUAAAUCAAAUAAUUUACAACGUACAUCAGAACAUAAUUUUUCAAAUAUGGGAGAAUUUAAUGAAACAAUUAUUGAUGAUAAUCAAAAUAUAACAAAUCCAAUACAUACAAAUCAAACAAUAAUUGAAUUAAAUGAAGAUGAUGAUAAUAAUUCUGAUACACAAUCACAACAUGAAACAAUACAUCCAAUAAAUAAUUCAAAUAUUAAUGAACAACAAACAACACGUGAAAAUACUGUUGGUUUAAGUGAUAAUGAAAGUGAAAUGGAAUUAGAAUUACUUGCUGAAUCAGAUACAGAUAAUGAAAGUAAUCGUAGUGCACCAAAUACAAAUACACAUCGAACAUCAGCUACAGCUGGUAGUGAAAAUAUGGCAUUAUUUUCUGAUGAUGAAAAUUCAGAAUCUGAUGAUGCUGAUAGUGUACGAAGUGAUAGUGUUUUAGGUGAAGGUGAUGAAACAAGUCAACCAGAACCAAUGAUAUUUGAUGAUGCUCGAGAUGCAUUAGCAGCUGCUGCUGCAUCAUCAUCAACAACGACGACGACAACACCAACACCAAAUACAGCACCUAAUGAUCGAUUAGUUUUAUUACCAUCAGGAAAUGCUUCAACUGGCUCAAAUACACAAACAUCAAAUUCAACAACAACUAGUCAUCUUAAUGUACCAAGAUUAAAUGUUCGAUCAACUAUGGCCAGUUCAUUAUUUGGUGAUAGUCAUUCUCGACGACAAAUAGCACCUAUUGCAACAACAUCUCCAAGUUUAAAUCAUUCAACAUCUAUUCAACAACAACAGCAACAGCAGCAGCAACAACAACAACAAACUCAUGUGCAACAACAACAGCAAUCACAACCAACAAAUACUGUUUCAGUUAAUACAACAAAUGCAUUAUUAGCUCGAGCUUUUGGAAUUCUUAUCCGACAAAUAACUGAUUUACUUAUACGAUGGCCAUCGAUGCUAUCAGCUUCAUCUUUAUAUCAUGAUGUUAUGAUAACAUCAAGUACAGUUGAUGAACAAAAUGCUCUUGAUACUAUACAGAAUGAAAUCGAACAAUGUCUUUUUCCAAGUUGGCAAUGGUUUGCAACAGUAAUGGAUUCAUUUGAAUCUCAAUUACGUUUUGGUAUGACAUUAAGUAAUUUAAGUCAUAAUGAACAUGAUUCAACAUUUCAUGGAAAUCGUUUUCUUAAAAAUCUUAUUGAUCGUGCACAAAUUGAAACAAAGAAAAAAUCAACAACAACAACAACAUCAACAACAUCAACAACAAAUCGAACAAAUAAUUUACCAACAAAUGAUAAACCUGUGAAUAAUCGUCUUGAUUUUCUUAAUUAUUCAUUAUCAUUAAUGCGUUCAACACAUGAACAUGGUGAUCAAGAACCACCACUUGAUGUUUUAUCAUAUAAACAUUUAGCUUAUUUACUUGAUGCAUUUGUAUAUUAUUUUCGUGAAAAUAAUUUUAAUGAAACAAAUCAAAUAAUAAAAAGUAAUUGGAGAGAUAUAACUGAUGAUACAACAACAGCAACAACAAUAAAUACAAAUAAUGAUAAUUCAACAAAUGAAGAAAUUAUAACACCAAAUAAUUCAUUUUUUCAACGUUCAUCAUCAACAUUAUGUCUUAGUUCAUUAGGACCAGAUCCAUUUCAAAUAACAAUUGAUGAUUCAUUACCAUUAGCAUGUCGUCCGCAAUUAUUACAACCAAUAUGUCGAAAAGAAGAUUUAUUUGGACGAUUUUUAUAUGAUCAAACAGCUGCUAAAUAUUCACAUUUACCAUCACAACUUGGUUUAUCACAUCGUGAACAUUCAAUACCAGAUUUUUUACAACCAAAUUAUUUAAAUUUAUUUAAUAAUAAUAAUAAUAAUGAAGAAAAAAUAAAUACAAAAACACGAGAUGAUGAUCGUAUGGCUGUUGAUGUUCUACUUGAUUUAAGUGCUGGUUUAAUAUCAUCUAAUCGAAAAAGACAACAAAAAUCACAUUCAAUACUUCUUAAUGGUUCAUAUGAAUAUUUAUUAGCACGAUGGAGAUUUUCAAUUGAAUUAUUUGUUAAAUUAUUUUUGGAUGAUGUUGGAAAUGAACCUGGAUCAAUAAUAAAUGAAUCAAGUGGAUUUUCGGCUCGUGAACAACGUUUUCGUCAUGAUAUGGAAAGACUUAAAAAUGCACAUCAAAAAGAUAUUCGUUUUGAAGCGAUGGAACGUGAUCGUAUAUUAUUAAUACAAAAAACAUUUCGAACACUUAAUUCAUAUUAUUAUCGUAAUCAAAAUAUGAAUUCAUCAGCAUCUGUACCACCAUUAGCUGUACAAAGAGUUAAAGUUACAUUUAAAGAUGAACCAGGUGAAGGAAGUGGAGUAGCAAGAAGUUUUUAUUCAUCAAUUGUUGAAGCAAUUUUAUCCGAAGAAAAAUUACCUGUACUUGAAUUGGGUACAUAUGGUGCAUCAUCAGCUGCUCAAUCUUCAUCUAGUUCUUUGUCAUCACAUGCUCAACGACAACAACGUCCAUCACGUGAACGUCGUACAACAUUAGCAACAUAUUUACGUAGUGAUCGACGUUCAUCAUCAAUGCUUCUUUCAUCUGAAGCACGUCCAUUUAAAUUUACAUUAUCAUCAAAUGAUACAUCAACAACAAAUAAUACUAAUACUAAUUCUGAAACAAAUAUAAAUGAACAUUGGACACCAAGUAAAAUCAAAUUAGGUGUUAGUAUUUAUCCAAAAGUAGCAGCUAUUCAACCAUUUCAUGCUGAAAAAAUCACUGGAAUGUUACUUGACGGUUUACCAACACCACAAUUACAACGUAUUAUUAAUAUAGAUGAAGAUUUAAGAAUUAAAGUUGAAGAAGCUAUGAAUAUAUUAACAUCACAUAGUACACGUGAUGGACAACAAAAUGAUUCAUUAACAACAACAAAUGAACGUUUAUUAACAAAUAAAAAUUCAUUAUUUGAUAAACAACCAAAUGAAUAUGCACCAUUAUUUUGGCAACCAGAUAAAAAAGGUGUUUAUGCACCAAGACCAGGAAAAUAUACAUCGGAACGUUUAACAGCUUAUAGGAAUGUUGGAAGAUUAAUUGGUUUAUGUUUAUUACAAAAUGAACUUUUUCCAUUACCAUUAUGUCGUCAUGUGAUAAAAUAUAUUUUAAAUCGACCAAUACGUUGGCAUGAUUUAGCUUUUUUUGAUUCAACUAUGUAUGAAAAUUUACGUCGAACUGCAUAUGAUGCAGAAAAAAAUGGACCACAAUAUAUAAAUGGUCUUCAUUUAACAUUUUCAAUGACUGUUACAGAAAAAGAGGGAGGUGAAACAUAUGAUCUUGUUCCAGAUGGUUCAUCAAAAGAUGUAACAUAUUCUAAUCUUUAUGAAUUUAUUAAACGUUAUGCUGAAUUUCGAAUGAUUACCCUUGUUGAACAAUCUCUUCAGCAUUUACGGUUGGGUGUAUUUGAUGUAUUACCAUCAACAUCACUUGAUUAUCUAAGUCCAGAAGAUUUUCGACUUCUUUUAAAUGGUACUGGUAAUAUAAAUGUAACAACAUUAAUGACAUAUACAACAUUUAAUGAUGAAAGUGGUGAAACUACUGAACGUAUCAAUCAAUUUAAAAAAUGGUUUUGGUCUGUAUUAGAAAAAUUCAAUGCUGUUGAAAGACAAGAUUUAGUUUAUUUUUGGACGGGUAGUCCAGCUUUACCAGCAUCAGAAGCUGGUUUUCAACCUCAACCGUCAGUUACAAUACGUCCAGCUGAUGAUCAACAUUUACCAACAGCAAAUACAUGUAUCAGUCGUUUAUAUGUUCCAUUAUAUUCGUCAAAAAAUAUCUUAAAAUUAAAACUUCAAUAUGCGAUAAAAACAAAAAUGUUCGGUUUUGUAUAA